AUGACAAGCGAGAAAAACUGGUCUCGUGUCGCUGAAGAGCAGAUGCAACAAAGGAGAUUUCUACCACACGAUCAUCCAUAUCGUAAGAGUAAGACAUUGUUUACAAAGAACAAGAGGGUGUUUGACAGUCCACCUGAAGAAGUAAGUGGCAAAAAGUUGAAGGAACAAUUAAGAGAUUUUGGUGCAGAUAGAACGCCAGACGUGGGUGGAAACGGACAUGAACCGAUUUAUGGUGUAGGGGAAAAUCAUAAUUGGCAUAAGAAGAGUAUCUUCUGGGAUUUGCCCUAUUGGGAGACUCAUUUGUUGCGGCACUGUUUAGAUGUCAUGCAUAUUGAGAAGAACUUUUUCGACAAUUUGAUGAACACCAUCCUUGAUGUCCAAGGCAAGACGAAGGAUAACUUGAAGUCAAGACUGGAUUUGGUUGAUAUUUGUGCUCGUCCUGAACUUCAUGUUGAUGAGCACGGUAAAGGUCUUAUUCCCAUAUAUCGACUGGAUGCAACUGCAAAAGAAGAGUUUUUUGAUUGGAUAACACACAGUGUUAAAUUUCCAGACGGUUAUGCAUCAAGUUUGCGUAAUUGUGUUGACAAAAGUGAAGGGAAGUUUACUGGCUUGAAGAGCCAUGAUUGUCAUGUAAUGAUGCAGCGCCUCCUUCCUUUUGCGUUUUCCGCACUAUUGCCACGAAAUGUCGACGAAGCAAUCGCAGGGAUAAGUGCUUUCUUCCGUGAUUUAUGCUCGAGAUCACUCACAUCAGAUGGUAUUCGCAAUUUGGAAGUUAAAAUACCGGUGAUCCUUUGCAACCUCGAGAAGAUAUUUCCUCCAUCAUUUUUUGAUGUUAUGGAGCAUCUUGCUAUUCAUCUUGCGAGAGAAGCGGCACUCGGUGGUCCCGUGCAGUACAGGUGGAUGUAUUUGUACGAACGGUUUAUGUUUCAUCUGAAGAAGAAGGUCAAGAAUUUAAGCAAGGUGGAGGGAUCAAUAGUGGCUCAGUGCAUCAAUGAGGAAACCUCAAACUUUGCUGAAUACUACUUUCCAUCAGAAGUUCGAACAAAAAGUCGAAGACCUGCACGGCAUGAUGAUAGAGGUGAAAAGGCAACUUAUUAUGUUUAUGUGCCAAACAUGUGUACACAAAUUGGACGACAUAGUGGAAAGUCAACGGAUCGGAUACUUACCGUGGCUGAGCAUGCUCAUUUGCACACAUAUUUGCUUACAAACUGCGAAGACAUUCUUGAAUAUGAGAGUAUUUACUUGGCAGAGAUGCGCUUAAAGUACCCGGAUGCGGCCGAAGAACAACUCGAACAACUCAACCAUUGUUUAGCUAUUGGGCACCCACCUAAAGAUUGGUUACAUGAGAUAGUUUGUGGCCCAAAGUUUGUUGCGAAGUCAUAUCCGAGAUAUUGCACUCGAGGAUAUGCAUUCAGAGUUCUUAAGGAAAAUACUGUAAGGAGAACAGUUGAUUGUGGGGUUUCUUCGUCAUCCGGAGACGAUGUGUACUACGGUAACGUACGCGAGAUUUUGGAAAUUCAGUACCCGGGAAUGAUUGGCAUGAGAUGUAUUGUCUUCAACUGUGAGUGGUACGACAACGUUGUUGGUCGCGGAGUAAGCACUGACGCAUUCGGUGUUACAUCUGUACAUUCGCGACGACGACUAGAUUAUUACAAUCCAUUCAUUCUUGCUUCACAAGCUGACCAGGUUUGUUAUAUUCGUUAUCCGCGGAUUAGGCAAAGGAACGAUCCUUGGAUCGUUGUCAUGUCAAUAAAUCCCAGAAGCCGAGUACAUGGAGUAUUUGAUCCACUACAACAACAAUUAACCGAAGAUGACGGCGAGAUUGGAGAGUUUGACGAAGACAAUUCAGAUUCAUCAUGUUCAUCAUCAGAUAAUUCCUCAGAUGGAGAGUAG
Brassica oleracea var. oleracea is the source of this 1893-nucleotide messenger RNA. RefSeq lists its product as uncharacterized. The transcript is spliced from 6 exons. The record is from RefSeq and is a predicted model, not a curated record. The coding region runs from base 1 to 1893 and encodes 630 amino acids. NCBI's taxonomy places the organism in Eukaryota, Viridiplantae, Streptophyta, Magnoliopsida, Brassicales, Brassicaceae.